Messenger RNA from Phytophthora sojae, 1293 nucleotides. RefSeq lists its product as hypothetical. Lineage: Eukaryota; Oomycota; Peronosporomycetes; Peronosporales; Peronosporaceae. The record is from RefSeq and is a predicted model, not a curated record. The transcript is spliced from 2 exons. The coding region runs from base 1 to 1293 and encodes 430 amino acids.
AUGCCUCCAAAGCGCAGUGCGCGCAGUGCGAAAGCACCUCCGAAACCGCAAGCCGUAGGGCCGAAGACCAGGGCGGCCAAGGCCAAGGACGAGUCGUCCGCGCUGAUGGAGGCCACGAAGGCGGCCGAGGAGGUGGUGCGCUCUCGUAGCAGCACGCCGGAGAGCAAGGAGGAGAGUCCUCGGGGCCAUAAAAGCCCGGCUCGCGACUGGGAAGCCGCCGUCUUUGACUGCACGAUGGUCCAGUACUCCGGUGAGAGUUCACCCGACGACGAGAACGUCUCGGAGGGCAGCACGCACGCUGCCGAAGGCACGGAGCUGGCGGCAGGCGACAUGACCAACGCCUCGGCCGACGCAAAGGCCUCGUCAGAGAAGGAUGCGGAGGACGCCGAGUCCGGCUCAGGCGACAGCAAGCAGUCGCACGACGAAGUCGCCAUGGCCGACGCUGGGGUCGUGGCCGAGAAGUCGCCGAGCGACGCGGGCUCCAAGCCCAAGGAGGUGCUGGCACAAGGUCGUGAGCGUGCCCAAGCGUCGAAAGCGGCUGCCGCUGCGAAGGCCGCCGAGGCCAAGGCGAAGAAGCGUUCAGCUUCCAGGUCGCCUCGCGGCUCCAGCUCCAAGCUGUUCAUCGACUCGGAGUCUGAGGACGAGGAGGGUGCCGUCCACGAGCCCAAGGAGCUCUCCAACAACCUCGACGAGCAGCAGCAGCAAUACCACGCUGCUAGCUCGGGUGCGUAUGCCAGGCAGCCGACUGCCACGACUGCCAUCGAGUCUUCUUCAGGCGGGGAUGCCACGUACCCGCAGGGCUACUUCCCGCCCGAGCCUGGCACUGGUGCGUCAGCGCUGUUGGAGAAGCUCUCGGCUCCUCGUGGCCUUAUCGGCGGGUACACCUCGAGGGGUUCCUAUGAGCGUGCUCUUGUUGAGAAAGAGCCACUCUUUCUUGGCGACGUUGAAGUCGCCCGGUGUGUGCUACUAGCACCACACAAGCUCACACUGAAGGAGUUCACCACGCUUCGCAAGAAGCCGAAGGACAAGGGUGGACUCCAUCCUGUGUGGGGUUUCCACUGGGUCAAGCCGAAUGACAACAUGACCUGGAGCGAGGUGGAAGACCUCUUCUGGCGCUACGUCCAGCGCAAAGGGUAUUCCGACCAAGAGUUCAAAGAGCUCCGUGAGGAUCGCACUCUGUCCGCUAUCCUGGACCCGCGAGCUCCGCAUCGAGUUCGCUCAAUACGUGAGCUAGCGCAUGCUCCGCCCGAAGAUGACCGAGCUGAAGCAAGAGGCGAGAGCCAAAGCUCGUGA